Messenger RNA from Gadus chalcogrammus (walleye pollock), 1353 nucleotides. It is a transcript of the gene stard15, whose product is annotated as StAR-related lipid transfer (START) domain containing 15. Bases 531 to 1313 code for a protein of 260 amino acids. The record is from RefSeq and is a predicted model, not a curated record. The transcript is spliced from 7 exons. Lineage: Eukaryota; Metazoa; Chordata; Actinopteri; Gadiformes; Gadidae. Gene Ontology annotation, molecular function: lipid binding.
AGUUCAUAUUUAAUGUGAUUUGCCGUGAUACCUCGCGCCCCCCAGUACAGUGCGGACAGCACGGUGUUUGGUAUUAGAUACGCAUUCGCAGACAAGGAAUAACCAUUGGGAGCCGUCACCUGAUCUGUUGUCCAUCAGUCAGUCUGGCUAAAUGCAGCGAGCGUGUUCAAGUCUCCGCCUUCACCUGGAAACCGGGGAGGUAUCCGUUUACGUGUCGCCUCACCUGGUCUAUUCAACGGCGUUCUUGCUUGUGACGAAUGAUACCAGUUGACUGUUUGGACUACCGGAAAUAUCUGCUUGCUUUUCACUAGCAUUCACCGUGCGUGAAUUAGACCGUGUUCCCCUCCGGCAAGUAAGUUGCGAUUUGUUUUCUUUUGGUUGGCCUCAGUUGGUCAAAAGAAAAAAGAGAGAGAGAAAGAGAGUGUGGGAGCAAAUGCAAGGAAAAACGGCGGUGAUUCGGCGUUUUAACAGCCAAUAAAAAGGCCUGUUUUAUUUUGUACUAUUGCACUUUAUAUUGUAUCCUGCACAAGAUGCCUGUCCAAAUCCCGGACGACACGGAUUUCACUUCUUUCAAAGAACAAUGCGAAAACCACGAGGGAUGGCUGGCCCGCUACAACAAGGGAGGCGUGACCGUGUGGUGCAGAGCGGAGGAGUGCAACACGGUGCAGAAACUCAAGAUGCGGAUCACGUGUAAGGACGUGCGGGCGGAUACGGUGUAUGACGUCCUCCAUGACACCAGCUACCGCAAGAAGUGGGACACCAACAUGAUUGACACCUACGAUAUCGGACGGCUCACCGUCAAUGCAGACGUUGGCUACUACUCCUGGAAGUGUCCGAGUCCACUGAAGAACCGAGACUUUGUAACCAUGAGAUCCUGGUUACCACUCGGCAACGACUACCUCAUAAUCAACUACUCUGUCAAACACCCCCAACACCCUCCCAAGAAGGACUACGUCAGAGCAGUCUCGCUGCUCACUGGCUACCUGAUCCAGUCCAACGGGCCAAGCAGCUGCACUCUCUACUACCUGACCCAGGUAGACCCCAAAGGAUCCCUGCCCAAGUGGGUGGUCAACAGGGCGUCCCAGUUUGUCGCUCCGAAGGCCAUGAAGAAGAUCUACAAGGCGUCCCUGAAGUACCCCGAGUGGAAGCGGAAGCACAACCCCGGCCUGAAGCCCUGGAUGUAUCCCGAGCAGAACACCCUGCCCUGCGUCAGCGUGGCCGACCUGACGCUGCAGCGCGCAGACUCCCUGGAGAACAUCGACGAGAGCAGCCUCAAUGAGGAGAAGGCUCACCACAGCGAGGAGGAGGACUGAGAGGAGGAGGAGGAGGCUCACCACAGCGAGGAAGAGGACU